AGCGGACGCCCAUGGUGAUGGUGUGUGUGUGCGGGCGAGGAUGGCGAGUUAUCUUUUCUUCUUGUAUUAUUCCUUGACAUGGGAUCAUACAGCUCGUUAACUUGAGUGUGAACCUGCCAGGUUCAACUUGGUGAUCUCAAAGCAGUAGUAGUGAGGACGACAGUAUGACUGAUAAGGGGAAGACAGUCGUGUUGGCCUACUCUGGGGGCCUCGAUACCUCCUGCAUCCUCGUGUGGCUCCGUGAACAAGGAUUCGACGUCGUGGCGUACCUGGCCGACCUUGGACAGGAGGAAGAUUUCGAGAAAGCUAAGAGAAAAGCUACAAAGUUAGGAGCUAAAGAGGUGGUAGUGGAGGACCAACAACGGGAGUUGGUGGAGGACUUCGUGUGGCCAGCUGUGAGGGCCGACUUGGUGUACGAGGACCGCUACCUACUGGGGACGGCGCUGGCCAGGCCUUGUAUAGUGAGGGGCCUCGUGCGUGUUGCUGAGAGAGUCGGCGCAGGAUACGUGUCGCAUGGAGCUACAGGGAAAGGCAACGAUCAGAUCCGCUUCGAGCUAGGCUGUUACGCCCUCUGUCCCGACAUCGAGAUCAUAUCACCGUGGAAGGACCCGGAAUUCUACGAGAAGUACCCGGGUCGUAUAGAGUUGUUUGAGUAUGCCCGGAAACACGAGAUCCCCCUCCCCAUCACCCCCAAGGCCCCCUGGAGCAUGGACGCCAACAUUCUCCAUAUUAGUUACGAGUCAGGGAUCCUCGAGAACCCUGCAACACAUCCACCAGAGGGCAUCUUCCAGUUAACCACCGACCCAGAGAAGGCCCCUGACACCCCACAGAUCCUCACCAUCACCUUCUGCGCUGGUGUGCCCACGAGAGUGAGUGUGGCGGGCGAUGCGAAGCAGGUGACGGAUCCUCUGGAGAUCUUGCGCACUUGUAACAGAAUUGGGGGCCAGCACGGCGUCGGCAGGAUUGACAUAGUCGAGAAUCGCUUCAUUGGCCUCAAGUGUCGGGGAGUGUACGAGUCGCCCGGGCUGACGGUGUUGAGGGCGGCUCACCUGGACCUGGAAGCCCUGUGUCUCGACCGUGAAGUGAGGAAGAUCAAGGCUCACCUCAGUCACCGUAUGGCCGAGCAGGUCUACAACGGGUUAUGGUACAGUCCGGAGUUUGAGUUUACCGACAGAUGCAUCGCUGACUCCCAGAAGAUGGUGACAGGCAGUGUUACCCUCAAGGUGUACAAGGGCGGAGUGUACGUGCUUGGGAGGGAGGCGCCCGUGUCCCUGUAUAACAAAGAGCUGGUGUCAAUGGAUGUCCAGGGCGACUACCAGCCACCAGACGCCCGAGGCUUCAUCCGCAUCAACGCCGUGCGCCUCAGGGAACACCACCGGGUCAAGAACGCCAGCAACUGAUGGCUAGAACCGUAGAACGUCGACUGGGAGGGUGGAGAGAGGGCUGGAGGUCAGUUAUGUUAUAGAUAGAGGUCCAGUCAGUUAUGUGAUGGGUAGAAAGGUCUGGAGGUCAACAACAUGAUGGGAAAAUGAUGUAAGGUCAACCGAGUUUCCCUUUUGGUAGUAAAUAAACCGACCUGCCCCAAGAAAUUAAACCUCCUAGUUCUCAAGAAGUUCUUUGAAACUAAAGGGAU
Molecule: messenger RNA, 1633 nt
Organism: Homarus americanus (American lobster)
Lineage: Eukaryota; Metazoa; Arthropoda; Malacostraca; Decapoda; Nephropidae
Gene: Ass
Product: argininosuccinate synthase-like
Exons: 11
Coding region: 165-1400 (411 amino acids)
Biological process (GO): urea cycle; L-arginine biosynthetic process
Cellular component (GO): cytoplasm
Molecular function (GO): ATP binding; argininosuccinate synthase activity
Source: RefSeq, a predicted model, not a curated record